ACUCUUCAAAACCGUGCGCUGGCUUCUCACUGCUGUGGCUUCUUACUGCUGUGGCUGCUCUUGUUGUGAAGCACGGGCUCUAGGCACACGGGCUUCAGUUGUUGUGGUGCACGGGCUUAGUUGUUCCGCAGCAGGUGGGAUCUUCCUGGACCAGGGCUUGAACCCAUGUCCCCUGCAUUGGCAAGUGGAUUCUUAACCACUGCGCCACCAGGAAGCCCCUGUUUUCGUUUCUUUGUGAAGUUCCAUGGCUGUUGGAUUUCAGUGACCUUGAAGUGAAUUUUUCUGGCAGCCCCUGAUUUUCACCACCUUAACUGCUGUGGUUGAAAACGUUCCCUAGGUAUAGUCAAAUUUCCUUAAUCCAUUUGAUUAAAUUACUCAAAAAACAAUUAUUACAUGCCCUCCCUGUAAAAGAUCUAUUUUAACUGAUUAUUAGGAAAGCUAUUUUUUUGUGAGCAAAGUCGUGAGACUUUGUGUCAUCAGUUUGGGGCCCCUCUGAGGGUUGUAGUUUGUUUACUCUACUUUUCUUUACUAUGGAAGAGACUUCUGGACAGCCCAAGUGUUCCUGAGCUCAUUACAGUAGGAAUAGAAUAAAUACCUCAGACCUGAUUUUUCUAGAAGGAAGAAGCCUUCUUCCUUCUAGACUAGUCCUUCUAGUCAAUCCCUCUCCACCCCCACCCCACCCCCAUUAGCUGUUGUAUAAUUAGCACUGUUAUCUGGGAAGACAUAAGCAGUUUUAUCUGUUGUCUUACAGAUUUUCUACUGGGCAGUCUUAAUGCACUUGCAUAUAUGAAAUGGACUUACGCAUUUCAGAUAUCUGAUUGCAUGCAUCCAAGCCAUUGUCUUGGAUUCACUGCAUAUUGCAAAAGACUGAGGUGGAGGUAGAAAAGAAAGCCAGACCAACCAAGGUAGAGUGCACUAAGUGUUGACAAAUGUCACAGUCCCAGGUUAUUCCUGUUACCAAUCCUGAUUCCUUAUGUAACCCUUUUGAUUCCUUUCUCACAUAUCUAGACAUUUUUUAGAAACCUUCUGUAUUUAUUUAAUCCAUUCAGUCAGACAUUUACUGGAAGCCUGCCGUGUAUCAGGCACUGCAAGUGCUUGGGGCUAGCAAGAGGAGUAAGACAUGGAGCCAAGGAGUGCACAGUCUCACAGAAGCACUUCAGAAAACUUACCAGAAGAUACUUCGGGAAAAGGAAAGUGCUUUAGAAGCAAAAUAUCAAGCAAUGGAGAGAGCAGCUACUUUUGAACAUGACAGAGAUAAAGUUAAGAGGCAAUUUAAGAUUUUUAGGGAGACCAAGGAAAAUGAAAUUCAGGAUUUAUUGAGGGCCAAGCGAGAGUUGGAGAGUAAACUUCAGAGGCUACACGUUCAGGGGAUCCAUGUAUUUGAUCCUGGAGAGUCUGAUUCAGAUGACAACUGUACAGAUGUUACUGCUGCUGGACCCCAGUGCGAGUAUUGGACUGGUGGAGCCUUGGGAAGUGAGCCCUCCAUAGGGAGUAUGAUUCAGCUUCAGCAGUCUUUCCGGGGCCCUGAGUUUGCCCAUAGUUCUAUAGAUAUAGAAGGACCCUUUGCUAACGUCAACAGAGAUGACUGGGAUAUUGCUGUAGCUAGUUUAUUACAAGUUACCCCCUUGUUUUCACAUUCUCUGUGGAGUAACACUGUCAGAUGUUACCUCAUUUAUACAGAUGAAACCCAGCCCGAAAUUGAUCUUUUCCUUAAGGACUAUUCACCUAAACUUAAAAGAAUGUGUGAGACAAUGGGAUACUUUUUCCAUACUGUGUAUUUUCCAAUUGAUAUUGAAAAUCAGUACCUCACUGUAAGAAAAUGGGAAAUUGAGAAGAGUUCAUUAGUUAUCUUAUUCAUUCAUUUAACCUUACCAAGCCUGUUAUUGGAAGACUGUGAAGAAGCUUUUCUGAAAAACCCUGAAGGCAAACCACGAUUACUUUAUCAUCGUUUGGAAGAUGGGAAAGUCAGUUCUGACUCUGUCCAGCACCUGAUUGAUCAAGUUUCUAACCUGAACAAGACCAACAAAGCCAAGAUCAUUGAUCACUCAGGAGAUCCUGCAGAAGGAGUCUAUAAAACCUAUAUUUAUGUAGAAAAGAUUAUUAAACAGGACAUCCUGGGCUUUGAAAAUACAGACCUGGAAACUAAGGAUUUGGGCAGUGAAGAUUCUAUUCCAGAAGAAGAUGAUUUUGGUGAUGUUCUGUGGGACAUACAUGAUGAACAAGAGCAAAUGGAAGCUUUUCAGCAGGCUUCAAAUUCAGCCCAUGAGUUGGGAUUCGAGAAAUAUUACCAACGCCUUAAUGAUCUAGUGGCAGCACCAGCACCAAUUCCACCCCUUCUUGUAUCUGGAGGACCAGGCUCUGGAAAGUCCCUUCUUUUAUCAAAGUGGAUCCAGUUACAACAGAAGAAUUCCCCUAACACACUAAUUCUUUCUCAUUUUGUGGGGAGGCCCAUGUCAACCAGCUCAGAGUCUUCCUUGAUUAUUAAACGACUGACUCUAAAGUUGAUGCAACAUUCUUGGUCAGUAUCUGCUCUGACACUGGAUCCUGCUAAGCUUCUGGAAGAAUUUCCACAUUGGCUGGAAAAACUCUCUGCCCGUCAUCAAGGCAGCAUCAUCAUCAUUAUUGAUUCUAUAGAUCAAAUUCAGCAAGUUGAAAAACACAUGAAAUGGCUGAUAGAUCCACUGCCAGUGAAUGUAAGAGUAAUUGUUUCUGUGAAUGUGGAAACAUGCCCUCCAGCAUGGAGGUUGUGGCCUACACUUCAUCUUGACCCUUUAAAUCCGAAAGAUGCAAAAUCUAUUAUAAUCGCAGAAUGCCACUCUGUAGACAUUAAAUUGAGUAAAGAGCAGGAGAAGAAGCUAGAACGACACUGUCGUUCUGCUACAACCUGCAAUGCCCUUUAUGUCACUCUUUUCGGCAAAAUGAUUGCGUGUGCUGGGAGAGCAGGCAAUUUAGAUAAAAUCCUUCUUCAGUGUUUCCAGUGUCAAGAUACUGUUUCAUUAUAUAGACUUGUUCUUCGAUCUAUCCAGGAGUCCAUGACAAAUGAUACAGAUAAAGAACUAAUGAAACAGAUUCUCUGCCUUGUAAAUGUUAGUCACAAUGGUGUGAGUGAAUCAGAAUUGAUGGAACUCUAUCCUGAGCUGUCCUGGGCUGUCUUGACCUCCCUUAUUCACAGUUUACAUAAAAUGUGUUUGUUGACUUAUGGUUGUGGUUUGCUCAAGUUUCAACAUCUACAGGCUUGGGAAACAGUGAGGCUAGAGUACAUGGAAGGUCCCACCAUUAUUUCUUCACAUAGGCAAAAGCUAACCAACUAUUUCACCAUGCAGCUAAGUCAGGACCGAGUGACUUGGAGGAGUGCAGAUGAAUUGCCUUGGCUAUUCCAGCAGCAGGGAAGUAAACAGAAGCUGCACGAUUGCCUUCUUAACCUCUUUGUGUCUCAAAACCUCUAUAAAAGAGGACACUUUGCUGAGUUGCUGAGUUACUGGCAGUUUGUUGGCAAAGACAAAAGCGCGAUGGCAGCAGAAUACUUUGAUUCAUUGAAGCAGUAUGAGAAAAACUGUGACGGCGAGGAGAGCAUGAUUUGCUUAGCUGACCUUUAUGAAACCCUGGGGCGAUUUCUCAAGGAUCUAGGCCUUCUCAGCCAGGCUGUGGUGCCUUUGCAGAGGUCUCUAGAAAUUCGAGAAACAGCUUUAGAUCCAGAUCACCCACGAGUAGCUCAGUCCCUCCACCAACUAGCGAGUGUGUACGUGCAGUGGAAGAAGUUUGGCAAUGCUGAACAGCUAUAUAAACAGGCAUUGGAAAUCUCAGAAAAUGCCUAUGGUGCGGACCAUCCACAUAUUGCUCGCGAACUUGAAGCACUUGCAACUUUGUACCAGAAACAAAAUAAAUAUGAACAAGCUGAACAUUUUAGAAAAAAAUCUUUUAAAAUUCGUCAGAAAGCUACAAGGAGAAAAGGCAACUUGUAUGGAUUUGCCCUUUUACGUAGACGGGCCCUACAGUUAGAAGAGCUCACGUUAGGUAAGGAUACACCUGACAAUGCUCGGACCCUCAAUGAACUGGGUGUGCUCUACUAUCUUCAGAACAACCUGGAAACAGCUGACCAGUUUCUGAAGCGUUCCUUGGAGAUGAGGGAGCGAGUUCUAGGACCAGAUCACCCUGACUGUGCCCAGUCUUUGAAUAAUCUAGCGGCUCUAUGCAAUGAAAAGAAACAGUAUGAUAAAGCAGAAGAACUUUAUGAAAGAGCCUUAGACAUUCGGAGACGAGCAUUAGCUCCUGAUCACCCUUCUUUGGCUUAUACAGUGAAGCAUCUUGCAGUCUUGUAUAAGAAAAUGGGGAAACUUGACAAAGCUGUACCUUUGUAUGAGCUGGCUGUUGAAAUCCGGCAGAAAUCCUUUGGCCCAAAGCACCCUAGUGUAGCUACUGCCUUGGUGAACUUAGCUGUUCUUUAUAGCCAAAUGAAAAAACACAUUGAGGCCUUGCCGUUAUAUGAAAGAGCAUUAAAGAUUUAUGAGGACAGCCUGGGUCGGAUGCAUCCUCGAGUUGGAGAAACAUUAAAAAAUUUAGCUGUGCUUAGCUAUGAAGAAGGGGAUUUCGAAAAAGCUGCUGAACUAUACAGAAGGGCAAUGGAAAUAAAAGAAGCAGAAACGUCUCUUUUGGGUGGAAAAGCUCCCUCCCGACAUUCAUCAAGUGGAGAUACGGUUAGCUUAAAAACAACCCAUUCUCCUAAUGUUUUCCUUCAUCAAGGACAAAGCAGCAGUCUGGCCCAGUUCUCUACCUCAAAGAAAAGUUUCAAGGAGUAAAGGGAUAAUGUUGACGGAAAGUAUGAAUUGUCUUCUGUAAAACGAACUAGUAAUAGGAAUCUCUGACUGCUACAUUUUUUUUAUUCUACCUUUUCAUUCAGCAGAUUGGGCCAAGCCCUCUGCUUUCCGUGCUCUCUACACUGUAUAUUGUUUUUACUGUGUAGAAUGUACCUGCACAAUCUGAAGUCAUUAAUGCAGUAACAGGUCAAGCUCUUUGGCCUUCUUUGACCUUUCCCAAAAUAUGGACAUGACCUUCUUUCUUAAAUGGCCUAAAUCUGUCGUCUCUUCAUUUAUCUUGGACUCAACUUAGUUGGCCAUUUUAUACUGAAAAUUAAAUAUUUUUAUAGAUUUUAUAAAUAUUGCCAAUUUGGGGUAAUGUUUUGUACCAUUUAUGUAUUUAUAUAUAAAUAAAAUCUUCAAUAUUAAUACUUGUAAGAUUCCAACAUGUAUUAAUUGUAAAGGUGAAAGAUGUAAUAACCAUAUUUUACUGUUUUAGAAUAAAAGUGGAAUUUCAAGUUCUCUUUUUCCCACUCCAGUUUAUAUUGGGUUGGCCAAAAGUUUCGUUUGUUUUUUUCCAUAAGAUGGAUCUAAUAGCACUUAGUUGUCUUUAACUUCAUUCGAAACAAUGUUGUUAGAUUGUAUGUGACAGCUAUCAUAUCAUCAGUGUGCAUUUUUAAAAAGAUUUAUCAAAAUUGGUGAAUUUUUGUGUAGCCAUUUUAAUAUUGAAGAUGGAAGAAAAAAAGUAACAUUUUCAGCAUAUUAUGCUUUAUUAUUUCAAGAAAGGUAAAAAUGCAACCAAAACGCAAAAAAGGAUUUGUGCAGUGUAUGGAGAAGGUGCUGUGACUGUCUGAAUGUGUCAAAGUGAUUUGCGAAGUUUCAUGCUGGAGAUUUCUCGGUGGACUAUGCUUCAUGGUUGGGUGGACUAUGCUCCACGGUCGGGUAGACCAGUUGAAGUUGAUAAGGAUCAAAUCGAGACAUUAACUGAGAACAAUCAAUCACAUUAUACCACGCGGGAGAUAGCUGACAUACUCAAAAUAUCCAAAUCACUGAAAAUCAUUUGCACCAGCUUGGUUAUGUUAAUUGCUUUGAUGUUUAGGUUCCACAUAAGUUAAGUGAAAAAAACCUUCUUGACCACAUUUUCGCAUGUGAUUCUCUACUUAAACGUAAUGAAAACGUUCCAUUUUUAAAACAAAUUGUGACAGGCGAUGAAAAGUGGAUACUGUACAAUAAUGUGGAAUGGAAGAGAUUGUGAGGCAAGUGAAAUGAACCACCACCAACCACACCAAAGGCCAAUCUUCAUCCAAAGAAGGUGAUGUUGUGUACAUGGUGAGAUUGGAAGGGAGUUCUCUAUUAUGAGCUCCUUCCAGAAAACCAAACAAUUAAUUCCAACAAGUACUGCUCCCAAUUAGACCAACUGAAAGCAGCACUUCAUCAAAAACGUCCAGAAUUAGUCAACAGAAAACACAUUAUCUUCUAUCAGAAUAACACAAGACUGCAUGUUUCUUUGAUGACCAGGCAAAAACUGUUAUAGCUUGGCUGGGAAGUUCUGAUUCAUCCACCGUAUUCGCCAGACAUUGCACCUUCGGAUUUCCAUUUAUUUCAGUCUACAAAAUUCUUGUAAUGGAAAAAAUUUCAAUUCCCUGGAAGACUGUAGAAGGCACCUGGAACAGUUCUUUCCUCAAAAAGAUAAAAAGUUUUGGGAAGAUGGAAUUAUGAAGUUGCCUGAAAAAUGGCAGAAGGUAGUGAAACAAAAGGGUGAAUAUGUUG
Molecule: messenger RNA, 6563 nt
Organism: Balaenoptera acutorostrata (minke whale)
Lineage: Eukaryota; Metazoa; Chordata; Mammalia; Artiodactyla; Balaenopteridae
Gene: NPHP3
Product: nephrocystin 3
Exons: 28
Coding region: 1221-4796 (1191 amino acids)
Biological process (GO): kidney development; determination of left/right symmetry; convergent extension
Molecular function (GO): protein binding
Source: RefSeq, a predicted model, not a curated record